AUGACAGUAACUUCAAGAUUAUACACUCUUUUAGGAACCUCAAUUCUCCGCAGUUCCCUCAGUUUCUCUCAAGUUCCUCCACUUCGAUUUUGCAAACUGUUCCCUUCUCCUUCCAUUUCCCUGCGGUUUCACCGAUACAGGUCAUAUGCAGUCACAAUCGACUCUGAAGCUACUAUAAUCCCCGCCGACAGCAGAGAGCCGGAGCUUUCUGUCAAUUCUAAUCACCAAUACCAUCCCUGGCCUGAAUGGGUCCUCUUCGUCGACCGUUUAAAGAUGAAAGGAUACCUUAUUGAAAGUGCUACCGUUACUCCUCCUCCAUCCACGGUGGUGUCGGAAGACGGUGGUGGUAUGGACCGGGCCGCUUAUACAGAGAUGGGUUUGCUAAAGGAUGCUUGUUUGAGAUUCGGUCGUGAUCGCUUUGACAUUUUCAAAUCAUUGUCUACAGAAGAUAUUCAGGCAGUUGUGGAUAAAGGAUGUCCUAAUCUGUUUAGAAAGGCUGUUAACUCGGCCAAAAGAUUGAGAGCAUACCUGAAACUUGAUGAAGGAGAUGUAUGCGGUGCUUGCAAUCUGCGUGGAUCCUGUGAUAAAGCAUAUGUUCUGGUUAAUGACUCUGAAGGAGCUGCACGUACAGUGGAUAUCAUUCGCAUUUUAUUGCUCUAUGCAUUAGAUCCACUUGUUACUUCUGGAGGAGAGAAGCCUCCAGGUAGAGACCUUAUUGAUAUAUCAGCAAGAAAAUUGCUUUCGAAGAUGAUUGAGCUCAGUGAAACACCUCCUGAUCCUGAAGUUCCAAAGCCUGCUGUCAUAACUUCUCAAAAGAAGAAACAGUCUCAUGAUUCUGUAGUUGAUGAAAGGUCACGCAAUGUUGAGAUGAAAAGAGGAGACUGGAUGUGUACCAAAUGCAACUUCAUGAACUUCGCUAGACAUGCAAGAUGCUUCAAAUGCGGAGAAGGUGGACCCAAGAGUGUUCACGGGGAUGAUGUUGAAAUCAAGAAAGGAGAUUGGAUUUGCUCUGAAUGCAAUUUUAUAAACUUCUCUAGAAAUAUACGAUGCCUGAAAUGCAAAGCAGAAGGACCUAAGAGGGUUUCUGUUGAUGAUGCUGAAAUGAAAAAGGGAGAUUGGAAUUGCACUCGGUGUGAUUUCAUGAAUUUUGCAAGCAACCGCAAGUGUUUACGCUGCCAAGAGCCACGGCCCAAGAGGCAACUGAAUCCUGGGGAAUGGGAGUGCCCCGAUUGUGAUUUCUUGAAUUAUAGGAGGAAUGUUGUUUGCAAGAAAUGCAAUCAUGAUCGCCCCAAAGAAUCGGAGACACGGUAUGAAGAGCAGAUUUGGAAGAAACCUUUUUAA
Molecule: messenger RNA, 1341 nt
Organism: Fraxinus pennsylvanica
Lineage: Eukaryota; Viridiplantae; Streptophyta; Magnoliopsida; Lamiales; Oleaceae
Source: the annotation of a GenBank genome assembly